GGGGCGGGAGGGAGCGGAGCAGAGCAGGGAAAGAGGAGGAAGCAGCAAGGAUGGCGGAGUCACACCUCUGAAGCAGUUCUAUAAAGGAUUAAAAAGCCCCUUUGCAACCUGAAAGAAUUCCUCUCACAGGUCCUGGAUUGUGAAGCAUGUGGCCCAUGGAUGCCACAGUCCUGCCACUUCAAAGGAUUUUUUCUUCCAUGGCAUUUUAGCAAAGUCUCAAAAGUGUCUAAAAAGGCAUUGCCUCGAAGGAUAAACUCAAUCGUGUGCCCUGCACCAGGAUGGUGUCUCCCACUAGUGUCUGUUUUGUCCCGAAUAAGUGACGGGACAGAGACCCCAUGAGCAGCUCUGUGGGACACCCCACAUCGUCGACAUGAGUAGUACUUUAGGCAAAGAAAAAGAAUCUAAAGAGAAGGACCCUAAAGGUCCUGGAAAGGACAGAGAGAAGGAGGGCAAGGCUCUGGCCGCAUUAGUGAAAGACGGAGGCAAAGAAUCCAAGACCAAAGGGAAAGAUGGCAGAGAAGGAAAGAAGGACACCAGCAGUGCGCCACCGGGUGUGGCUUUUUCUGUCGACAACACCAUUAAACGGCCCAACCCGGCUCCAGGAACGCGAAAAAAGUCCAGCAACGCUGAGGUGAUCAAAGAACUCAACAAGUGCAGAGAGGAGAACUCCAUGAGGCUGGACUUGUCCAAACGCUCCAUCCACAUGCUGCCCACCUCCAUCAAAGAGCUGACUCAGCUGGCCGAGCUCUACCUCUACAGCAACAAGCUGCAGAGUCUCCCGGCCGAGGUGGGCUGCCUGUCCGGCCUGGUCACUCUGGCCCUGAGUGAGAACUCUCUGACCAGCCUGCCUGAGUCCCUGGACUCCCUGAAGAAGCUGCGCAUGCUGGACCUGCGCCACAACAAGCUGCGGGAAAUCCCCGCCGUGGUCUACCGCCUCAGCUCCCUCACCACGCUUUACCUGCGCUUCAACCGCAUCACCACCGUCGAGAAAGACAUCCGUAACUUGUCCAAGCUCACCAUGCUCAGCAUCCGCGAGAACAAAAUCAAGCAGCUGCCAGCUGAGAUAGGGGAGCUGUGCAGCCUGAUCACUCUGGACGUGGCCCAUAAUCAGCUGGAGCACCUCCCCAAAGAGAUCGGGAACUGCACCCAAAUCACCAACCUGGACCUGCAGCACAAUGAACUGCUGGACCUACCUGAGACCAUAGGAAAUCUUGCGAGCCUAAAUCGUUUAGGCCUGAGAUAUAAUAGAUUGUCCGCAAUCCCGAGAUCAUUAGCCAGAUGUCGAGAACUGGAGGAACUAAACCUGGAAAAUAAUAACAUUUCAGUUUUGCCCGAGGGGCUCUUGUCCAGCCUGGUGAAUCUGACCAGUCUGACGCUAGCGAGGAACUGCUUCCAGUCCUAUCCUGUGGGUGGGCCGUCCCAGUUCUCCACCAUUUACUCUCUCAAUAUGGAGCACAACCGCAUCAACAAGAUCCCAUUUGGCAUCUUCUCCAGGGCUCGAGUGCUGAGCAAACUGAACAUGAAGGACAACCAGCUAACGUCUCUGCCGCUGGACUUUGGCACAUGGACGAGCAUGGUGGAGCUUAACCUGGCCACUAAUCAGCUGACCAAGAUCCCGGAGGAUGUGUGUGGGCUGGUGUCUCUGGAGGUUUUAAUACUGUCCAACAAUCUCCUCAAGAAGCUACCACAUGGUAUUGGGAACCUGAGAAAGCUCCGGGAGCUUGACUUGGAGGAAAACAAGUUGGAGUCUUUGCCCAAUGAAAUUGCUUAUCUCAAAGAUUUACAUAAAUUGGUUUUGACCAAUAACCAGCUGACCACAUUACCCAGAGGCAUUGGGCAUCUUACCAACCUGACACACCUGGGCCUGGGGGAGAACUUGCUGCAGCACCUGCCUGAGGAGAUUGGAACACUGGAGAACCUGGAGGAGCUGUACCUAAACGAUAACCCCAACCUGCACAGCCUACCGUUUGAGCUGGCCCUGUGCAGUAAACUGACCAUCAUGAGCAUCGAGAACUGUCCGCUCAGCCACCUGCCACCGCAGAUCGUCGCAGGAGGACCCUCCUUCAUCAUCCAGUUCCUCAAGAUGCAGGGUCCAUAUCGUGCCAUGGUUUGAACAUAUCUUUGUUUUGCUUUUCUGACCCAAUAUGCUCUGCGCUGCGGCCUGGCCGCCCCCAGUCCUGUAUGAUGCACUGUAAAGACAGAACAGGACCAGCAGGGGGCAGCUGAUUUGGGCUGGAGAGGAGCAGCCAAAAUGUGGAGACUUUGUGCUCCAGAGUCUAUCAUGGACCCGACUGGACCUCGGCCACGUCCCACUCAUGUUGCAUUCCGUAUAAAGGAAACUAUUUCCAUUUCUUUGCCAAAACUGAAGAUAUAUAAAUUUCUAUAUAUUGAGUUACUGUGAGCUGAGUGGCAAAAGUCUUUGUGACCAUAUAAAAUGUGCUCCCAUUGCCAAUGUAUUUACAGUACUUACAGCAUCUAUGACGAGAGCAAGGAUACAACUGUAUGCAGAGACAGACCAGUCUUUGAGCGUCACAUUUCCUGCUGCUGCCAUAACUGUAACUAUACGACUGUCCUUGUGUUUCCUUUUAUUUUGAAAUGCCCUUUUUACAUGUUGUCAUGUUUCUCUAUCGGGCUCUCUGUGUCUGGACCAUAGAGAACAAAGGUCUAAUGAUACCAGUUCCUUUUUAGGUUUUGUACAUUAUUUUUACAUUUUUUAAAUAAUGUGCCUAUGUUUAGAGUGGACCUGUGGUUCAUUUCGAAGCAAAUUGUCCAUACAAAAACAAAUAUAUAAAUUAUUUCAGUAUUUUUUUUUAAUCCUGCUGUUUUUACUUGUAUUUUUUCUGUCUCAUUGAUUUGUUCAAUGAUAUCAGUUGUAAAAUAGAAUGAUUGAAUAUCGUUUUUUGACAAAUAGCAGCAGUAGUUGUUAAACAUGCUCGCAAUGUAUACAUAUGAGAAAUGCCAAUCACACGUGCUUAAAAAAGCAGGAUGGACUUUGUUGAAGAUGGUGGUGUAAUGACCCACUAUCUCCACUGCUUUGUAUGUGACAAAAAGGUAUUGAAAAAGUCCAGCAUAUGCAGGUAAUGGGAUAAAUUAUGUUUUUUUAUGUACCAAUCUUGGUUGUUGCCUUGAGUGCAAUUUUAGUUUGUUUACUUGUUUGAUAUUCUCUUCAGUGUUGGGCUGCACAGCUGUCAUCCUUUUGGUCACUGAUCCACAUAUCAAGCGUUUUAAGGGGUUCAGUCUCUGGACAAUUGCUGAGUGUAUCAAAGCUUCAAAAAGGUUUAAUAAUAAAACAUUGGCAGGUAA
This is a messenger RNA of Boleophthalmus pectinirostris (great blue-spotted mudskipper), 3303 nucleotides long. It is a transcript of the gene shoc2, whose product is annotated as SHOC2 leucine rich repeat scaffold protein. The transcript is spliced from 9 exons. The coding region runs from base 371 to 2113 and encodes 580 amino acids. Gene Ontology annotation, molecular function: protein binding. NCBI's taxonomy places the organism in Eukaryota, Metazoa, Chordata, Actinopteri, Gobiiformes, Gobiidae. The record is from RefSeq and is a predicted model, not a curated record.